Molecule: messenger RNA, 1912 nt
Organism: Ruditapes philippinarum (Manila clam)
Lineage: Eukaryota; Metazoa; Mollusca; Bivalvia; Venerida; Veneridae
Exons: 5
Coding region: 607-1620 (337 amino acids)
Biological process (GO): N-acetylglucosamine metabolic process; sulfur compound metabolic process
Molecular function (GO): N-acetylglucosamine 6-O-sulfotransferase activity
Source: RefSeq, a predicted model, not a curated record
UUUUAAAACUCAACAUUCGAACCAAUAUUUGAAUAAGGUUUUGUUUCCCUUCAAACAGUCCAUAAACCUCUCCAAGUAAAGGUUUGAAGAACAAUUAUCAAUAGUUAAGCUUGUUCAUAACAGUUUUAUUAUAUUUAAGAAAACGUUAUAAAUAACAUAAACGCCAUAAAGGAACCUAUCAUAUCGAGAAUGUGUUGUAAAAUUAAGUGAUUUAUUUGAGUAGGACAGUUAUCAUAUUUCUAGUUUCUUCACAAACAAUAAAUAUCUAGAGCCGGUUGGUAAACGUAAACUAGGCAAAUAAUUUUAUUGGCCUAAGUUAUUAUAUGGGGCGAGUCAAUAUCAUUGAUAUUGUCGAUUAAAUGAACUUGUUUAACAAUUUCUCUGUCAACAGAUCUGAAUCGGAUGUGAAGCAAAACCAUUCAUUUGCUGAAAACGUGUGUUUAACUUAAAAGAAAACCAUUUUCUGUUUGUUUUAAUGACAUUUGGUCAAUUAUUGAGAGCUUGAAGUACACAAAAUGCCAUCAAAGUUUGUGCUUUUAUAUAAUCAAGGAAAAUAAAUUGGAAAUUUAUUUGCUCAUAAACUAAGAUAGUUAAAGUUGAUAAGAUAUGAUACAGAAAUGUGUAUCCGUUCUUCAGCUUCGGGUUCGAACGUAUUGGAGAACAAUGUGUGUUUUAGUGAUAUUUACUCUGACCGUGUUUAUAGUUUGGACAAUAUCAUAUGAUGUGUUGACAGUAGCUGGUGACGUCAAAUAUCCGGUCCAAACUGGUGCUCGCAAUAUUGCAAAAUCAAUGCGCUCAAGUUUGUUAAAUAUCUUAAAUAUAUCCGACACUGGCAGAGCAGGCUCUUUGGCAGAAACCAAUUUCACUGGUGUUGUUUUAUUGACGUAUAUGAGAAGUGGAUCAUCCCUCACAGGAGAGAUUCUACAACAAAAUGAGCACGUGUUUUACGUGUUUGAACCUCUACGAGUUCUGUCACAUCUGGUUAAAACCAAUCAACCUGUGCUAUGGUUUAACGGGACAAGAAGUCCUGUGACAGCGUUGAACAUAACAAGUGUGAAAAAGCAGACGUUAAUUGGAUGGUUGACCUGUAAUUUCUCCUUGGUUCCAUCGCAAUCGUUUGACGACUGGUAUUUUCUCUCUUUCGGAAAGAAAACAGAUGUCUAUAACAAUUGUAUUUUUAAACACUUUGGUAUAAGAUACAAUAAUCAUUAUCCGAAUUCUUCACAGACAAGUUCAAUCUUACAUAUUCGGUUGUCAGCAAUUCGUAGAGGGGAACGUGAAAAGUGUUUGCAGAAACUACAAAACACGUGUUUAUCUUCUAAAUUUAGAAUAGUUAAAACAAUACGGACGUCUAUGAGUUUAGCAGACGAAAUCUUAAAAGAUGUGUAUGGAAGUAAAAUAAUACAUUUAAUAAGGGACCCUCGGUCUACAGUUUUGUCACAGGCGCAUUAUAGUGGUUGUCCAGGCGGGAAAAGAUCCGUGGUAGCGUGUUCAAAUUUUCACUGUAAAAGAGUGGAUGAUGAUACAGAAUUUAAACAGAAGUUACUGACAGAAAAACCGGCACGAGUUAUAUACCACGCUAUACGAGCAAAUAUCCUUGAAUCCAAUUUCGUUUGCUAAAUCUUUAUACAAUUUUAUUGGAAUGGAGUUGUCAGAAGUGAUCAGUAACAGUGUUUUAAUGAUCACCACAGGUCAUAAUAUAACAGGAUGUAAAGUUUGUGAACAGUCUUGGCAAUCAAGAAAUAAAUCUUAUCUUAUUGCCAAACAAGACAAUUAUGAGACAAUGAACAGUCAUUUGUUAUCAUACGUACAAAGUGUGUGUAAAAAUACAAUAAAAUAUUACGGAUAUGAAAUCUACAAUGUUAGUCAUCGAGAAUUUCUUAGUUAUAAUAUAAUAAAUGUAUCAAAUGAC